AUGGUUGCCAAGUCCUAUGCCAUCGCCGCCGAGGCCGAGGAGCACACUGGAGCAGACAAGCGGUGUUGUGGCGUCCCCACCGACGUACCCAGCGGCGCCGUCGAACUCUGGUCCUUGGCAGAGUGCAGGAGCAGUUGGUACAUGUUCAAUCACUUAAGACGGGUGCAGUGGGCGCUUCUCGACUAUCCCAUCGAGAAAGCAGUCAAGAAGUACCAGCACAGGAAGGCGGAGCGGAAGUUCAGGGUGACGGUGUAUUUGCAAGGACAGCCGUCGGUUCCGAAGACCACAGCUCCACCCCCUGUGGAGGAUCAAGCAGGAGCAACCUCUACAGCAGUGAUCCUGGAGGCACUUACGCGUAACUUGACGAGUCUUCAGGAGCUCCAGGAGAAGUCGCUCAAGCGGGAUAUCGAUGGGGAUGAAGCUCCUGAGCAGGUGAAGAGUACAACGAUUGCGCUGCCAAGCCUGCCCGCGCCUGAGGGAAAUACCAUGGGGAUUCUGUUGCAAGACUGGUUGGCGCAGGUGGCAGUUCCGAUGCAAGACCUGUCUUCUUCGUCAGGAUCAUGGUGGACUCAAGUGUUGGACCUGGUGCAGGACACCUACUCUAAGUGGUUGGCGGCCUCGCCGCUGGAGCGACUGCAGCUUGAGCCAAAGGACCAUGAGACCUUGACGAAGGGUAAGUGGACAAGGGUAAAUGCAAGGGCAUGCUCAAUGGUGCUUCAGAGCCUACCGGACACAGUGAAGCACGACCUCAUUGCAAGCAGGGUAGUGCAAAGUUCACCGAUGAUUCUUUUCCGACUUCACACGACGUAUCAGCCAGGAGGAGCGUCGGAAAGGUCAACGGUGCUGAGCAAUCUCCAAAGCUCAGUGCAGUUUGAAACCAUGGAAGAGUGUCUGGUGUGGCUUCGAGCGUGGCCACGGUGGAUGCAGAGAUGCCGUGACCUUAAAAUGAUGGUUCCAGAUGGUUCAGUGUUGGCCAGGACCUUAACUACAACGACUUCGAAGUUUAUGACGGAGAACCUGGAUGCACGAUUCCGCACUCAACUGCUCGGGUCUAGCCUACGCAUUGACACCCAGCCGUCGCAGGCAGAUGUCUCUCGUUACCAACAACAUCUACAGGCUGAGAUGGAAGCGCUGAUUGCUUCGAGACCUGGCCAGCUGGGAGCACAUGUCAAGGUUAAGGCUAUGGGCACUACAUCGACCCCGUCAUCACCUACCUCAACAGGACCCCAGGCGACUACGGGAUCCGGCAAGGGCUUGUGCAAGUACUUCUUCAAGCAGAGUGGGUGUCGAAAGGGUGCCAAAUGCCCGUUUAACCAUGACAUGUCACAUCUCUCAAAAGCCGAGCGUGCAAAACGGUGUCUAGUACGCGGAGGAGAAGACCAUCGUCAACGGGAGUGCCCUACGAAGGUACCGAGACCCACCGGAAGGCCUAGUCUUCCACUAGGGGGAGGAGGACAAGCAGCAGCUCCGUCGACUACAACAUCCCCGGCCGUGGCGGCGGUAAAGGCAGAACCUGAGGGUGAGAUCUCUCCAUCGUCUACAGCAGUGGUGUCAGGGGAGCCAGUUUGGACUUUGGAAACCUUGCUACAAGCAGCCGCGAAGGUAGCAGGUGCAGCUCCAAACAGUGGCCCUUCGAUCAAUGUGGUGUCGUUGAAGGCUCACUACCCGAUCGGUGGCGGGGGACAGACAUUCGCCCUUGUGGACUCAGGUGCAACACAUGCUCUACGACAAGCGCGCUCGGAGGCUGAAUGGCUUGAAGCCAAACCAGUUGUAGUUAACUUGGCUGGUGGGGAAUCAGUGAGUUUGCGGAUGAACGAAGCCGGGACCAUUCUGGUGCCUUCGGCAACUACGACUACUAUGAAUUCGUCCGCUCCUAUAGUACCACUCGGAGCACUGGUUGGACAGCUGGGAUACACUAUGACAUGGAGCAGCAAUCGUUGCAGGCUUGAGGGCAGAGACGGUGACACCUACAAUUUACGAGCGCGUGAGGGAUGCCCUGAGAUUGCAGAGCAUGACGCACUCCGCCUUAUUGCUCGGCUUGAGGAUGAAAACCUAGAGCUUCUUCGCAAUAACACAGAUGCAACCAAGAGGCGGGUGAAGGCAGCAGCGUUAGCAAUGGAGAGAACGUGGUUUGAUUACCUCAUGUCCUACGUGGAUGGUGCGAUGGCCUCGGAGGCUUUGAAGGCGAUCGAGGCUGCCUCCUUUUUGCAGGAGGUGCCAAAGCCAUGCAAGGAGGGCCUGGUUGAGUCGUUUCCAGAGGCAAAUGGUUGGGAGUCUCUCAAGGGGCUACAGCAUCUCAACAGGAGAACCAGGAAGCGCUUAUGGUCCUCAGACAAAUGGCUGGUGCACUUGUUUUGUGGAAAGCAAGAGAGAAAAAACCUGCAGUAUUUGGAGGGCCAUGGUUACACCAUCUUUGAGCUGGACAUUGAGCGAGGCAAGACACAGGACAUCCUACAACCAUUGGUCUGGCGAGCGUUGGAGUUUGCAGCUCGGACUGGGAAGAUCGCGGCGAUCAUCGGUGGUCCUCCCCAAUCUACGUUUAUGAUCUCAAGGCAUGUUACAGGAGGUCCAGAGCCGGUGAGGUCUCCAGAGUUCUUGUAUGGUGGAUGGCAAGGACAGCCCGAGGCUGAUGUUUGGAAGGCCAACAGAGAAACGCAGCUUCUGACCCGCAUGAUAUAUCUGCAUGCACUUUCGAUGGCAGGUCGGUUGAGAGCUACUACCGGGGUGGCUUCAAACAAAGAGGUGGCAUUUCUUCUAGAGCACCCAAGGGAUCCUCGUGGUUAUUUACAGUUUGGUGAUCCACUGUAUCCUGAUGUUGUUAGCUUCUGGAGGACUUCUCUUUGGACCGAGUACGCGUUGGAAGCUGGUUUCCACUCCUACAGCUUCGACACGGCAGCCUUCGGCAAAGCGUACACCCGUCAUACAACUAUAGGAACUAACCUACAGCUCAAGCAUCUGGACGGUUUGCGCAUGAAAUGGCAUGCUGGGGCCGCGGAUCCUGACAGAACGCCGGCCUGUGUGUGGCCGAAUGAAUUUUACGAGCACCUCGUGUUAGCGUUACGUGACUGGGGUGUUAUUCCCAGGAUGGUUCGCAUGAGCGCUGAUCAGUGGAGGGAACAUGUUCGUCGAGGCCAUCUACCGUUCCGUCCAGAUUGCGCAGUAUGUGUGCAAGCUGGGGCCACCGGAAGACGACAUGCACGGAUAGAGCGUCCAUCAGCGUUUGUGCUGUCAGCUGAUUUAGCAGGGCCAGUGAAGGUGGGCGGCUUGGAUCCAAAUGCGAGAGGCGCUUUCCCAAAACCGUACAAGUACAUCUUCGUUGCCAAGCUCCGAGUCCCACGAACCUUUGUUGAAGAUGGCCGAGGAGAUUGGGUUGAGUAUGAUAAUGGGGAGCUGGAGGAGGACAAGUAUGAGGAGAAGGAUGAUGGGUUAGCCGUAGAUGGUGGGGCAGAAAAGGAGUCAAUUCGGUCGGAGCCAGUAGAGGAUGAAGAUAAGGACCAGGAAGACGAGCCAGCUAAGAAAAAGGAUCCAGAGGAAGACCUAGAUCUUGCAGCUCCAGACUUGGUGAACCUGAUCUUCGCUACAGGCAUCAAGGAUGAAAAGGCCCCAACCGUGUUAGAAGCGAUCCAGGACGUAAUCCUCUAUUGCCAGGCACUCAACAUACCAGUUCUUCGCUUCCAUUCGGAUCGUGGGAUGGAGUUUCAAGCCAAAGCGUCCAAACAAUGGCUGAAGAAUCAAGGUGUUAGAGUGACUACGUCUGAAGCAGGUGAUCAUCGUACAAAAGGUGCAGCUGAGUCGACAGUGAGGUGGAUAAAGCAGAGAGCGCGUACGCUGUUAUUGUCUGCCAAGCUGCCCCAGCAGUUGUGGCCCAUGGCAGUGUCCACGGCGGCUACCAUGCAGCGGUCUGAUGUGUUGGGGUUUGAGCCUCUACUGGCAGCUCCAUUUGGGACAAAGGUCACAGUGCGGAAGCGUCAAAUGGAAGGACCUAAGCUCGAUGACCUGGCUCCAAGAUGGGUUACUGGGACGUAUGUUGGAAGGUCAGAUAGUCUACAUAAAGGGCAUCUGGUCUAUGUCAAGGAUGAGGAUGGGGAGAGGUUUGUGCACACCCUUCAUGUUCGAAGUUCUCUACAUGAUCCUGGUCCAGUGGAAGGAGAGUUGGUAGCAGAUGAGCCGGAAGGCCCUAGCCGGAGGGUUAGAGGCAAGUCUGCUGGUAGCGGGGAUGUUGUCGCAGUCACCAAGCUAUCGGUGGAACAAGAGGAAGCACUCAAAUCUCGCGCGGAAGCUCUUCUACAAGCUUGGUCACAGGAGGAGGCGGAAGCCAUUGUGAAGGAGGUGUGUGCGGUGCUAGCCCCGUCGGAAAACGUCUAUGGAAUGUUUCGUUUUGGUGGAAAAACGGGUAUUACAAGGGCUACGCUAGAGCGACCGUGGCUUGCGAAGAUCCUGUUGAGAUUGGUGGUGGAAAAGGCUCCGGAGGCGGAGUUUGCGGCGAUCUUUGUCUCAGUCAAUAACGAGAGGGAAGUUCAUAUCGAUCGCAAUAAUGCCUUUGGUACGCUUAACUACCUGCUUCCACUUACAAUGCCGAGGAGAGGUGGUGAAAUCUGGCAAGAACUCAGACCAGGAGAUGUUGUUCAAGGCAGAGUCCUGGAACUGCAGUCGCUCGAUGGCCGCACUCGAUAUGGGUGCUCUUAUCCUCUGCAGGAGGGCAGUGUGUUUCAGCUGAAUCCACAUCGUCGUCAUGCUGUGUUACCGUGGACAGGUGACAGAUUGGUGAUUGUGGGGUACACACCUGGAACUCUGCAGAAUCUGGCGGCAGUUGAUAAGGAGCACUUAUGGUCGCUGGGCUUUCCUAUGCCAAUCUAUGACGAGGGCACAGGAGCUAUUGUCAGCAUUAAUGCUUUCUCUGUGCAGCCUACAGCUGGAGCAGUGGAUGUGGUUGUUGAACGCGAGCCACCUAGUCAUGAUGACAGUACUGUUGAUCCCAAGGGUCCAGAAAGCACUAUGUCCUUAUCAACUACGAGCGCUUGGACGUCAGGUAGUAUGGUGCAGUGUGACAACGAGGAGUGGUCUCACUGGGAUAUGUGCCUGGUGCUGGAUGGUGGUGAGCAGAUGGCUAUGUUGGCAAGCAGCAUCGGUCAAGGAGGUGUCCGGUGCGCAAAGGCAGAAGUGUCCUUUACCGAUGGCGUGGAGGAGAUCCUGGGAAGCUUGGACGGGCCGCUAAGUGUGGUCUACACAGCCAAUCCUCGAGAAGUGGCUACUCACUUUGAGGACUGGGUGCCUUCGCUAAAAAAGGAGGUGGCAUCUCUGUCGCAUGCAGUUGAAAAGGCCUGGAGCAAUGAUGAUCAGGUUCAGGAGGAGAUACCCUCUGGGAGGGCACAGGUUAUUCCUAUGAAAGCAGUUUUUACUGUCAAGCCGCCAGACCCCCCUCCGGAAGGUGAGACGUUGAAAUCCUUCUUCAAGCGCAAGUCAAGAAUAGUAAUUUGCGGGAACUUAGCGUCUCAUCAGCCUGGUGAAGUAUAUACCAAUACAGCUCCAGCAGAACUGGUUCGUGCAGCCUUGGCUUUAGCCCAGAUGUUCGGCUGGAACGUUGGCAUACUGGAUAUAGUUGCAGCUUUCUUACAGACCCCGUUUGCUGCGCUACCAGGAGCCCCGCUGGUCUAUGGAGUUCCCCCGAAGGUGUUGGUGAAGGCAGGACUAUGUCAACCGGGAGAGUUGUGGCGCCUCACACAUGCAGUAUAUGGCCUACAAGAGUCACCGCGUCUAUGGGGAAUGUAUAGGGAUCUAUGCCUAGCCCAGAUCCAGAUCGUGCACGAGGGCAAGAGAGUCACAUUAUUGCAGGGAAAGGUGGAGCCAUCGUGGUGGUCAGUCCUUCAAGAAGGCUCGAUCCUAAUCGGCAUCCUGGUGGUAUAUGUGGAUGGCUUGUUGCUUUGCGGGCACCCCUCAAUUAUACAGGAGUUGGCUUCAGCAAUAAAGGCAAUUUGGAGCACCAAUGACUUACAGAUGCUGUCUGAUGGGACAAUCAGAUUCCUCGGCAUCGAGAUUUCUAUGUGUUCGCAAGGGUUUGCAUUGUCGCAGAGGUCGUAUAUAGAGGAGCUCGUACGACUACAUCAUCUACCAGCUACUAGAAAGGAUGUUGUGCCGGUGUCAAAGGAGCUCGCUACUUUUAGCACAAUGUCAGAAGAAGGCGAGUAUACAGAAGCUGAGCUGAAAGCGGCUCAGCAAUGCGCCGGGGAACUGUUAUGGAUAUCGCAGCGGACGAGACCUGACUUGGGGUAUGUGGCGUCGUUGGUUGGAUCGCUAUCCACGAACUCCAAGGCGUGCAGUCCAGAUAGCUGA
Symbiodinium sp. CCMP2456 is the source of this 6330-nucleotide messenger RNA. The record is from the annotation of a GenBank genome assembly. Lineage: Eukaryota; Dinophyceae; Suessiales; Symbiodiniaceae.